CCUGGUGACUCCACCCUGGGAGAUUUAGAAGGUCAUGAGACACCUUAGACACUCCCAGUCCUCAGACAUCCUCCCCUCAGCAGGUCCUGUGCUGUCAGGGUUCCUCUUUCUGUUUUCAUCCUCUUCAUCCCUGCUCCUCUUCUCUGCCGUCCAGCCUCGCCACCAUGAGUCUGAGCAGAAACAAAAGAAUCAGCUCCAGCAGCUCCGUCCGGACCAGCACUCCGUCCCGGCGGCUGAGCGGCUUCGCUCCAGGUCAGGGGGGCUUCAGCGGCGUCUCGCUGAGCAGCAGCUCUCUGUAUGCUGGUACCAACGGCCAUCAUCCCGGACUGGGGGCCUCGCUGACGUCCCUGUCUGUGAACAAGAGUCUGCUGGCCCCCCUGAACCUGGAGAUCGACCCCAACCUGUCCAUGAGUCGAGCCUUUGAGAAGGAGCAGAUCAAGAGCCUGAACAACCGCUUUGCAACCUUCAUAGACAAGGUGCGUUUUCUGGAGCAGCAGAACAAGAUGCUGGAAACCAAACUGGAGCUGCUGCAGGGUCAGGGGGUCAGCCGCUCCAACGUGGAGCCCAUGUUCGAGGCCCACAUGGCCAGCCUGAGGCGCCAGAUGGACCUGGUCAACAAUGACAAGAUCAAGCUGGACGGGGAGCUGAGGAACAUGCAGGGCCUGGUGGAGGACUACAAACACAAAUACGAGGAUGAAAUCAACAAGAGGAACAACCUGGAAAAUGACUUUGUCAUCUUGAAAAAGGAUGUAGACUCAGCCUAUUUGGUGAAGGCCGACCUCGAGGACAAAGUCGGAGCUCUGACUGAUGAGAUCAACUUCUUGCGCAACAUCUAUGAGGAGGAGCUCCGGGAGCUGCAGGCCAGCAUCAAAGACACCUCGGUGGUGGUCCAGAUGGACAACAGUCGGAGCCUCAACAUGGAGCAGAUUGUGGCCGAAGUCAAAGCCCAGUAUGAGGAGAUAGCAGCGCGCAGCAGAGAUGAGGCGGAGGCCUGGUACAAGACCAAGUUCGAUCAGAUGUCAGUGCAGGCCAGCCAGUUUGGAGACGAGCUCCGCAUGGUGAAGGCAGAGGUGGCCGAGGUCAACCGCCUGAUCAGCCGCCUGCAGAGUGAGAUAGAGGCUGUGAAAGCGCAGCGUGCCAACCUGGAGAACCAACUGGCUGAAGCGGAGGAGCGCGGAGAACUGGCUGUGAAAGAAGCCAAAGCCCGAACCCGAGACCUGGAGGAUGCUCUGCAGAGAGCCAAGCAGGACAUGGCCAGACAGCUGCGGGAGUACCAGGACCUGAUGAACCUGAAACUAGCUCUGGACAUCGAGAUCGCCACCUACAGGAAGCUCCUGGAGGGAGAAGAAGACAGACUCGGACAACAGUCCAUCCUGAACAUCCAGGCUGUCUCCAGUUACUCUCCUAAAAGUAAUGGCUACCACGGCGGCAGCAGCUCCUCUGCUCCCAAACUGCUGGUGAAGAUGACGGAGACCAGAGAUCUCUCCAGAUACAGCACACUCUGAGAGCAGACACACUCCUGAUGAGCUUUUAGUGACUAACCUUCCUUACAAUAAUCAAUGAGUUAAUUCAAGUACACAUAGAUAAAAACCGCUUGGACUUUUAAUGAAGAUUUUAUUUCACAAAAGGUUUGGUAAUGUACUAACUUUAGUUUUGCUCUGACUCUGUCAUACAUUGAAAAACAACAUUUUAGAGCUCUUUACAGUUUGAUUGCUGUGAGAUUUUAUAAAUGUAGAUUGUAGUUUUGACCAAAGAUUGUAAAAACUAUUAGAAAUGUCUCACUGUACUGAUGACUACGCAGAAAUGAACUAUUUUUAAUGACUAUUUUCCGGAAGUAAUGAGAUGUGGUCAAUGGGUUUGAAGGAUUGAUUCACACAAAUAAAGUGAAGAUUAAAGGGA
Molecule: messenger RNA, 1899 nt
Organism: Oryzias melastigma (Indian medaka)
Lineage: Eukaryota; Metazoa; Chordata; Actinopteri; Beloniformes; Adrianichthyidae
Product: keratin, type II cytoskeletal 8
Exons: 10
Coding region: 165-1505 (446 amino acids)
Biological process (GO): keratinization; intermediate filament organization
Cellular component (GO): keratin filament
Molecular function (GO): structural constituent of skin epidermis
Source: RefSeq, a predicted model, not a curated record